Nezara viridula (southern green stink bug) is the source of this 1048-nucleotide messenger RNA. The record is from the annotation of a GenBank genome assembly. NCBI's taxonomy places the organism in Eukaryota, Metazoa, Arthropoda, Insecta, Hemiptera, Pentatomidae.
GUUAUCGAACCUGGAGGUCGUGUAGGGAUAGUGGGGGCAUAAUUGGCUAUAUUAGCUCCAGUCUCGGAGGCACAACAAAUCAUUCGCAAAUAUGAAAGCCACUGGAACUAUUGUUGAGGUGUUCGCUUUGUUGUGUCUUAUACAGACAUGUUGUGCAUGGAAGAAGUUCACCAGUCUCAGUGUGAAAACCAAUGCCUUUGGUAUAGACAAGCAGGAUGCCUUCUACGAGAUACCAAGCGGUACGAACAACCCAGCAAUGAAAAAUUUCGUGAAAGUCAAUCCAGAGCCGAGUUUCAAAUUUCCUUUGGAGUUCUACUGUAAUCCUGGAGACCCCAGAGUGUGCUUUAUGUACGACAAGAAAGGAAACAUUGCUGGUGUACAAAUUUCGGUUUUAAAGUCUGAUGUGGCCCACAUCAACAAAGAAGAUUACGACUACGAAUCUAUUGGAGAAUACGUUAAGACAAAUUUCUUUAAUAUUCCUGCCUACUCCAGCAGAGUGUUCUUCACUAACCCCGAAAAAUUGACUGAAAAAGGUCGUCAGAACACAGAAGAGAUAGCGGAAGGCCUCUGGGCAUACUUGGACGGUAAAUUAGUUGAGAUCCAAAGGAAGGAACCCACUGGUCCAAAAAUGGGAGACUUCGACAGGCAGGGCUGCUAUCCUGCAAUGGGACAACACUACAUCUACAAGUACAACAAGGAUUCUUCCUGCAAAGACCACUAUUCCUUAUUCCCACUCUACGAACAAGGAGGUCUUGUUGGCUACGGAUUUUCUGCCCCUGCGAAAUAUUCUAAACUGAAGGCUGAUUGGUACGAGAAACCAACCGGCGAAGCAAUGAAAGUGAUUCUUACAAACCCACCGAAAUGUUCUAGUAACGCUGGAUCGAAAUAUAGUUACAUCUCAUUACAUGUUUUCUUAGUGGAUAGGCCAUGGAACAUCUCCUGCCCUUGAUGAAGUUAGAAAAUUGAUAACCGAUUUCAAAGCCGUUAAGUUAAACUACGAAUGCAACAAAUCAAAUAAAUAUGAAUGAAUCCUAUACUGGCUUAUGCU